CAAAUUAGGUUUGUGAGAUCGAUAAAAGAGAACGUGCAUGUGUAUAAUAACGUGAAAAAUGUGAGAUACAUUCGUUAAUAAAGUAUUUUUAAACAUAUUUAAAAUAUAAAAUAUCAGCAUACAUUAAUACACAGAUACACAUACGUACACACACAUUCUUAAAAAAUAAUAAUUGCAAAAAAUAUCAAAUCGUCUCUGGGUUAUAAACACUUUGCUUAGUAUUUCGCAACGUGUUCUAAAAAUUGUUUUUCAAAUUCUUUAAUCCCAGUGGUAACAUAUACAUUCAUUAAAACCUUAUUUAAUUAUUUACGGAUUGGGAAUAAAAACGAUUAAUUUUGAAAAUGGAAAUAAUAAUUAAUCGUGGGCUGAGAUUAGCCACGACAUUGUUCAAGUCUAAUUCAUCAUUUUUAAUUAACAAUGGAUUUUUAUCAGCUCGUUGUUUAUGCUGCUGCACAGAUCCAAAAUUAUGGAUGUUUAAGAGCAAUGAAAAUAAUGCUCGUUACAGGACUGCAUUACGUAGUUACUUUUUAUUCUCACACGAUAACUUUGUAUGCCAAAGAAACUUCAAAGUUAAUAGACAUGAUAUUAUCUUUGCGUACUCCAAUGAUUCCCAGAAACAAUCUAACGAUGAAACUAAUAUACCAUUACCUGACAAAAAAUUAUCCAUAUUUCAAAAGAUGAAACAAUUGACCAAAGAUUAUUGGUAUAUAUUAGUGCCAGUACACAUAGUUACCUCAAUGGGUUGGGUUGCAAUAUUUUAUGUCACUGUUAAAAACGGUGUAGAUGUAAUUUCUAUAAUGGAACAUUUAAAUUUAAGCGAAAAGUAUUUAGAAAUGUUACGCAAUUCGGGUGCUGGUAAUUGGGCUAUUAUUUAUGCCCUUUACAAAAUAUGUACACCUGCCAGAUAUGCCAUUACCAUAGGUGGAACAACUAUGUCGAUUAGAUAUCUUAAUAGAUUAGGAUAUCUCAAAGCAUCAUCUUUCAAAAAGGCAGCAACAACCUCUGCGGACGAAACUCUACGUAGAACAGUCGGGAAAAUGUACGGCAAAGCACAAACCCGAAUUUAAAACAGAAAAACAAACAGAACCACCGAAAACAUAAUAUUGUUAUUGUAUUUCAAAAAAUAAUGUGUAUCUCGAUACGCAAACUAGAUACUUUUACGUUUCCAAAUCCUUUAAACGUGGCUUAUUAUUAACGUAAUAUUGAUUUCUUGUAAAUGUUAAUCAUUUAUAAUGUUAUAAUAAAGUCUCGGAUAAAUAUGUACAGAUAUACAUAUACAUGUA
Polistes canadensis is the source of this 1283-nucleotide messenger RNA. RefSeq names its product protein FAM210A. Lineage: Eukaryota; Metazoa; Arthropoda; Insecta; Hymenoptera; Vespidae. Bases 342 to 1067 code for a protein of 241 amino acids. The record is from RefSeq and is a predicted model, not a curated record. Gene Ontology annotation, cellular component: mitochondrion. The transcript has 6 exons.